Molecule: messenger RNA, 960 nt
Organism: Penicillium mononematosum
Lineage: Eukaryota; Fungi; Ascomycota; Eurotiomycetes; Eurotiales; Aspergillaceae
Gene: atfB
Product: bZIP transcription factor atfB
Exons: 1
Coding region: 1-960 (319 amino acids)
Biological process (GO): regulation of transcription by RNA polymerase II
Molecular function (GO): RNA polymerase II cis-regulatory region sequence-specific DNA binding; DNA-binding transcription factor activity, RNA polymerase II-specific
Source: RefSeq, a predicted model, not a curated record
AUGUCUACCAACCUCAAAUCUGUGCCAGGCCUAUCAUCAGGGUUAGGCCUUGCAAAUAUCAUCGAUCCACCAUUCACAAAUUCCUUCUCUAGUGAUCUCCUAGGUCUUCCUAUUCCAGACGACGACCAACUCUGGGGUCUGAGCCCAGUUUCACCAAUGGCCGGUUGGGACAAAGCCGACUCGGCAGCCUUUGCCAAUUCCGCACUCGAGCGGGACCUCAAAAAUGCUCAGGUCCGCAAUGGUCAACCAACCCCGCCCCCAUACGAUGAUCAAGGCCGAGAUCUGUCCCUCGACAUGAUGGAAAGUGCGAGCAAACGCCGGCGCGUGCGCGAAUACAAGACCGCCGCCGCAAGCCUCAGCCCAGAUCUCGACGACGCCCCACACGAACGCGCCAAGCGCGCAAAGUUCCUCGAGCGCAACCGUCUCGCCGCAAGCAAGUGUCGCCAGAAAAAGAAAGAGCACACCCAGCACCUCGAGUUCAGCUUCAAGGAGCAGUCCGAAAAGAGGGAACAGUUGAUUGCGGAGAUUGCCCGACUGCGCUCGGAGAUCCUGGGUCUGAAGAAUGAGGUGCUGAAACAUGCUCAGUGUGGGGAUGAGCCGAUUAAGCUCCAUCUCGCACAGAUGGUCAAGAAAAUUACUGAUAAAGAUGGUGCCCCGUCCGCGGAGGCGCUGCCGGAAUCGCCUGUCAGAAUCCCAGAUAACCCCUCUGUUUCUGUUUCCCCGCUCGAACCUACCCCGGCUCCAGUUACGGCUUCUGUCCCUGUGUCUACGUCUGCCCCUGCGCCGACGGCGAUGUCGUUUGGCUUUGAUGAUCCUCUGCAGCUUGAGCCGGCGGCUGCGGCGGCGGCGGAGGCGUUUGAGCAGCAGAUGCGGCGCGAGUCGGAGGCUUCGCUUGUCUCGGAGGGGUCUUAUUCGUUCUCGGCGGAGGAUGCAUCCUUUGAUGACUUGAUCAACGUGUGA